Molecule: messenger RNA, 1206 nt
Organism: Aspergillus fijiensis CBS 313.89
Lineage: Eukaryota; Fungi; Ascomycota; Eurotiomycetes; Eurotiales; Aspergillaceae
Product: Zn(II)2Cys6 transcription factor
Exons: 3
Coding region: 1-1206 (401 amino acids)
Biological process (GO): DNA-templated transcription; regulation of transcription by RNA polymerase II
Cellular component (GO): chromatin
Molecular function (GO): DNA-binding transcription factor activity, RNA polymerase II-specific; zinc ion binding; RNA polymerase II cis-regulatory region sequence-specific DNA binding
Source: RefSeq, a predicted model, not a curated record
AUGCUUUCGAGUCCUUCCAAAACAUACAAGUGUCGAUUUCCAGGCUGCAGCUCGAGCUACCAACGGAGGGAGCAUCGCCAUCGUCAUGAGGCGCAACAUACCCGCCGUCAGCUUCCGCAGUGCUCGGUUUGUGCUCAGACAUUUAGCCGGCGUGAUACACUCCGGCGACACAUGCAAAAGGUGCAUGUCACCAAAGAACCGGCGGAACCUCCCACCAAACACGCCUGCGCACUGUGUCGAAAUCUGAAGAUCCGGUGCCGCGGCGGGCCACCAUGUAGCAACUGCCUGCAUCGUGGGAUUUCCUGUUCGCUUGACCACCACGGACAGACUGACGCACAGCCUGGUGACAACUCCAAGCGCGCGUCGGGCCCGCAGUCCAUGCCGUUGCGAUCGCUAUCCCCCCGACCCAAGGCGAACCGCUCCGCAAAGGAGAAUCACUAUCUCAGUCUGUAUUUCAAGCUGUUUCACCCUCACUGGCCCUUCAUUCACCGGGGUUCGUUCAGCGAGUAUGAGACGCCCUUGCUGGUGCAAUCUAUGGUCGUCAUAGGUCUGUGGCUGAGUCGGGAGAAGGACACACAGUCCAAAGCAAUGGAUCUGCACCAGGUCUUUGACUCCGCCAUUCGCGAACAGACAGCGGUAUGGGAUGCCUCGAGCUUAGAGGACGGAUGCAGUGCUUGUUCGUGGCCCAUCCCGACAUACCAGGCCAUCUUGCUCCACAUAAUCUUCGCUGGGCUGUCCCAGGGCGGUGAAGUGCUUGGCCCGGACCUCAAGCCUUCCCUUGCACCCCCUGACCGCGACCUGCUGGAGAGGCUGGUCGCGAGUUGCAAGAAGCUGGGCCUGCUGUAUUAUCCUAACAUCCUCAAUCGUUAUUGCCAGGAUGACCCAGCGACCUAUGUGUGGGUGAGCAUCGAGGAGGUCAAACGAUUCAACUUGACGCUGUUCAAAGUUUGCAGAGCUUUCAGCGGUGCAAACAGACAGACUAGUAGUCGGGACGUUGCGGACAUGGCAGAGCCAGCAAGCGGGAUCCUUCAAGUACGCGAUCUGCAAUUUCCCUGGCCACGGAAUACCCCGUUGUGGAAUGCGGUGGGCAAAGCAGAAUGGCUCUCUGUUGCGACCGAAGACGUUUUUCGCCAUAGCCCACAUGACACAAUGGAGGUGGAGUGGAUCUCGAAUUCUGCUGAUGUUCUGGAGAUGCUCGACGGUUGA